AUGGCAGUCGAAUCCUCUCCUGAAGCCGGUGUCCGGUGCAACUCUCCCGUCGACGUUGAGAAACUCGGGAGGCAACGCCCGGCAGUCUUCAAGACCAAUUAUGCUGAGUACUGCUUCUGCUUUUCACUGCUGGCCUCCAUGUUCAUGGCGGAAUACUUCAUCAGUGGCUUCCAUAUCAUCCUGCCCGCCUUGACAACCUCCCUCGACAUCCCCACCGCCGCUCGAAGCUGGCCCGCCAGCGUCUUCUCCCUCGUCACCGGCUCAUUCAUCCUCCCAUUCGGUCGACUAGCGGAUAUUUUUGGAGCACGCAUGCUGUUCGUCUGUGGCCUGGUGUGGUUCGCCGUCUGGUGUCUCAUCGCCGGCUUCAGCCAGAACUACAUAAUGCUCAUAUUUUGCCGUGCUAUAAGCGGCCUUGGCCCGGCUGCUUUCCUGCCAGCUGGGAUAAUGCUGCUCGGCACCGUGUACAGACCGGGGCCGCGUAAGAACCUGGUCUUCAGCCUUUACGGUGCUUUCGCUCCCAUCGGCUUCUUUACCGGCAUUUUCUUCGGUGGAAUCAGUGGCCAGCUCCUUAGCUGGGGCUGGUAUUUCUACUUCGGCACCAUCUUCCUCGCCAUCGUCGUUGUAGUUUCGGUGUUCUUCGUCCCCGACGACCGCCUUGAUGGCAGGGUUACCGAUAUAAGUAUGGAUUGGUGGGGUUUCGUCACCAUCGUGCCGGGUCUUCUUUUGGUCGUCUUCGCCAUCACUGAUAGCUCUCAUGCCUCUCGCGGCUGGGCCAAUCCCUACAUCAUUGUCACCUUUGUCGUUGGGGUACUCUGUCUCAUUGCAGCCUUUUAUAUCGAAGGCUGGGUCGCAGAACAACCCUUGCUCCCAUUCGACAUUUUCGAACCAAAGUCCAUCAAACCCCUCAUCGUCGGCUUGUUGUUCUCGUACGGCGUGUACGGAAUCUACCUGUUUUACGCCAGCUUCUACAUCGAGCUCGUACUCGGCAUCGGAACGCUGCAAACCACAGCAUGGUUCGCUCCCAUGGCUGCCGGCGGCCUCAUCCUCUCCACCGUCGGCGGGCUCGUCAUGCACCUUCUCCCGGGCAAGCUGCUGGUCGUCCUCGCAGCUGCGGUACAGGUCAUCUGCUGCCUGCUCUUCGCCAUCAUGCCCGACAACCCCAACUACUGGGCACACGUCUUUCCGGCAAUGGUCUGCGCCACCCUCGGCGUCGACAUCACCUUCUCCGUCACCAACGUCUUCAUCACCACCAGCAUGCCUCGGCACCGACAAAGUGUUGCCGGGGCGUUGAUCAACACCACGCUGUUCCUUGGCAUCGGCUUCUUCCUCGGCGUAGCGGACCUGGCCGUGAGUAGCAGUGCCCACCUCGGUGUCAAAGGGAGCUACAAAGUUGCCUUUUGGUUUGGCGUUGCGUGUUCCGGUGUCGCAUGUUUGAUGUUCUCGCUUGUGAAGAUGGGGAGAGCAAAGAGCGAUUUUACACACGAAGAGAGAGCGCAGUUGGAGACGGAAGAGGCAAGAUGA
Molecule: messenger RNA, 1521 nt
Organism: Lasiodiplodia theobromae
Lineage: Eukaryota; Fungi; Ascomycota; Dothideomycetes; Botryosphaeriales; Botryosphaeriaceae
Product: Efflux pump antibiotic resistance protein
Exons: 3
Coding region: 1-1521 (506 amino acids)
Biological process (GO): transmembrane transport
Cellular component (GO): membrane
Molecular function (GO): transmembrane transporter activity
Source: RefSeq, a predicted model, not a curated record